Molecule: messenger RNA, 2484 nt
Organism: Psilocybe cubensis
Lineage: Eukaryota; Fungi; Basidiomycota; Agaricomycetes; Agaricales; Agrocybaceae
Exons: 1
Coding region: 1-2484 (827 amino acids)
Molecular function (GO): protein binding
Source: RefSeq, a predicted model, not a curated record
AUGCUCCGGAGGGCUUUCCUUGCUCAGAAUCGACAUCUGGAGUCGACUAUAUCAAAAUGCAUCCUUUUAUCACACUAUGCGACGCCCAGUCUCGUGCAAGGUUCACGCUUUGCGUCUCGUUUACCUGUGCGCAAGCAUCUCACGAGCAUUCCAGAGACUUCACAAAUCUCGGAAUACACCACCAACCUUCAACGAUACUAUAUUUAUACCCCUACACCACGAGAUUUUAUUCGCAUCAUGGCAGCUCUGGAAUCUUACCAGCCUUUGGAGAAGAUUUUACGAUUGAUUAAAAAUUCGCCCUCCCUUGCCCAAUUCUUUUCGAACAGACGAAACGUGAGGGAAGUUGCCAAAGAAUUGGCACGAUCCCCCAAACCCCACCGCUCGAUUGAUAUUCUCAACCUCGCCUAUCAUCUUGGGCAUACUUUGAAUCCAGGCGCAUAUGAAUCCGUUGCUUUCCACCUUGCUCAAUCGCGGAACUGGGAUAUGAUACUCGGAGUUGUUGGUGCUGCUAGGAAGCAUGUUGGCCAUACUACUCUUAGGCUUUUAAAUUGGCGUGCCCUGGCGUUAAUGGAGUCACAACGGUACGCGUCCUUGCGACGUAUUUUGGACGAAUUUAAAUCUGCAAGUCUUGCUCCCAUUCGGAGGACCUAUCAUAUAAUGCUGUCUGGGUGUUUGCGGAAUCAGGACAUGGCAGGAGCCAAGCAUACGCUUCAACUAAUGCGGGAGUCUGGAAUUCCUAUGGACUCAACCACUCAUGCUUUGAUUAACAAUUCCUAUCGGAAAUUUGGCGUAGAUCUGCAAAUCCGUAAUAAUGCACUGGUCAGUUUACCAAACCUUGUUCCUCACAGGCGCACGGCUGUCAUCAAUAGUAUGAUUCAGUCUGCUCUUGAUAGGGACGAUAUGUCUGCAACAUUCCACCUACUAUCACUUUUCGGCGACAAGAAUGUCUUCAGGGCUCUUUCGUUGGCAUCCCCCGAAUUUGCGCUUGGUCAAGUCCAACCAAACUCAGUCGAUAUCCCAUCUCUGCCAAAUCUAGAUAUGAAACCCAACUCCGACACUUUUGCUCUUUUCAUGAAUUAUUGCAUCAGAAACCUUCAUCCCGAGGGUUCUCUCGGAAUUGCAAAACAGUCGUUGUUGCUAGGAAUACCACCCAGCCCAAGUCUAGUGACAUCUUUGGUGCAUACGUAUUUUCAACAAGAGCGGGGAGAUGAUGCCAUAAAUAUGCUUUCACGGUUAACUGCGGGUCCCAAGGCUCAGGUCUGGACUGCUCUCCGGGUUGAUUCAAAUUCACAGCGCGAUCCCGAGUUCUCUUUGCAAGGUUUUGCGCCUUUAUCACUCACCACUCGCAUAUUCAACGCCUUGCUCAAGGGUGUUCUUUACCGUCAGGGCCUUUCCUGUGUCCCAAUUGUCUUCUCACUUAUGCAUGCGAAUCACGUUCGACCAAAUUCACGUACGAUCGAAAUAUUACUUUCAUACAUGAACCAAGUCAACAUACCACAUCCUCGUACUUUUUUUCAAGUCCUGCGUGCCUUAACGGUUGAAUCUCACGUACGCCCAUCAAUACAACAUCUACAUAUCAUCGUCAGUCGUAUCUUUCGAGACGAAAGAGCCAUGGUAAUUCGUAGCGCUUGGGCGCCUCGCUUCUCCCGAAGGCUAGCCCCACAUCAGGGUUAUCGAAAGCGGAUUACUUUGCUGGGAACCACAGACGUCUUUGAUCCAUUAGCUGGUAUCGAAUUAGGGAAACAUUUGUCUUAUCGUGCUUCUGCUAGGCCAGCCAUACAAUCAUUAACGGCACACGAAGUGAAAAGUGAUAGUGCCAUGGUCUUCCUUCGCAUUCGUCGUCAAUCGGUCCUGCAUUCAGAUGUGGAAUCUGCACACCGCUUUCUCCAAACGCUCAUGGCCCGAGGGAUGCACCCCAACGCGUAUCAUUUUGGGGCUCUUAUUGAAGGUUAUGCUCUUGCGGGCAAUUUCUCGUCAGCCCUAGACGUCAUGAAGAGUGCAAGCGAUUCAGGUGUUCAACCUAAUGCCGUGAUGUAUACCCAUCUCAUUUCUGCAUAUGCUCGUCGUCAAGAUCCAAAGUCAGCUGUAUCGAUGUUUAAAGCCAUGAUCUCUCAUGGCAUCGUUCCCGACGUUGCAUCCAUUGAUGCCGUGGUUAGUGCAUUCCAUGCCAAACGAGACGAAAAUACAGCGCGCGAUCUCCUGAAGACGCUAUGGACGUACAUUCAACCUUUUCCUGAAUCUCUGGCCAGCGCAGAUUUGCCAACGAUGCUUACCCAUUUUCGUUCAAUCAAUCCCACAUCGAAAAAGGCGAAGUUUUCUUUCAACAAAAGGAUAGAAACGUACUUGCAAGUGAGGAAGAUAAUUCGUGCAUAUAGGAAAUAUUUUGGAACGCACCCGCACACUCAAAGGAUGCUACGGCGAAGGCGUGCGCGCCGCCAACUGUCUGCAAAAUCUACCGAUGGCAAACUUUGCCCACCCAAGUAG